This is a messenger RNA of Daucus carota subsp. sativus, 3004 nucleotides long. RefSeq names its product toMV susceptible protein tm-1(GCR26). The transcript is spliced from 10 exons. Bases 193 to 2454 code for a protein of 753 amino acids. Gene Ontology annotation, molecular function: catalytic activity. NCBI's taxonomy places the organism in Eukaryota, Viridiplantae, Streptophyta, Magnoliopsida, Apiales, Apiaceae. The record is from RefSeq and is a predicted model, not a curated record.
GGUUUCGAUUACGGUUCGGUUUCAAAUCUGUUUUUUCUCACCCCUGCUCUAAGGCGUGCAUCUACUCGGACGCCAAACGUGAGAGUUGCGGUAAACACGCUGAAGCUUCCACUGUACUUAUACUUACAGUGACACUGGACGAUUCAAGUCAACUUAAAUCCUAGUUGUAUCAAUCGCAAAGAUCGUGAAACAAUGGGAGAAAAAGGCGAUGCCGUUGUUUACGUGAUCGGAACCGCCGAUACGAAGAUGGAGGAGCUUGCUUUUCUCACCAACUCCCUCCGCUCUCAUCUCUCCAUCUUUUCACCUACUUCUUCCGAUAAGGUACAAGUAACGAUAGUUGAUGUUUCGACCAGUCAGAAAGAGACAGAGAGUUUUGGUGAUUUCAAAUUUGUAUCGAGAAAGGAUGUAUUGUCUUGCUACUCUGAAGGAUCAGAGAAAUAUAACUUGCAGCUUCCCGAUGAUCGAGGCAAAGCAAUUGCAAUGAUGAAUGAUGCAUUGCAAAAGUUCCUCACUAAAGCUUAUAAGAAUUGUAAUCUUACCGGAGUAAUUGGGCUCGGUGGAAGUGGAGGAACCUCUUUGCUAUCAUCUGCUUUCAGGUCACUACCAAUUGGAGUACCAAAGGUCAUUGUAUCAACUGUAGCCAGCGGUCAGACCGAACCUUAUGUUGGCACAUCGGAUUUGAUAUUGUUCCCUUCCGUGGUUGAUAUAUGUGGCAUUAACAAAGUUAGUCGGGCGGUUCUAUCGAAUGCUGGUGCUGCCUUUGCUGGAAUGGUGAUUGGAAAAAUUGAAAGAUUGAAAGAGGCUUGUAGUGAUGAUGAGAAAUUCACUGUUGGCAUAACUAUGUUUGGUGUAACAACUCCAUGUGUGACUGCUGUGAAAGACAGACUGAAUAAAGAAGGGUUUGAAACCCUGGUUUUCCAUGCCACUGGGGUAGGGGGCAGAGCGAUGGAGGAUCUUGUCAAGGGAGGAUUCAUACAGGGUGUUUUGGACAUCACAACAACAGAGGUCGCAGACUAUGUGGUUGGAGGUGUUAUGGCUUGUGAUAGUUCUCGCUUUGUUGCCACUUUAGAGAAUAAGGUACCGCUUGUUUUAAGUGUGGGAGCCUUGGAUAUGGUGAAUUUUGGAGCUAAAGGUACUGUUCCUAGUGAGUUUCAGCAAAGAAAGACUUAUGAACAUAAUGAACAGGUCACAUUGAUGAGAACGACCGAUGAGGAAAACAAAAAAAUUGCUAGUUUUAUAGCAGACAGAUUGAAUAAUUCAUCAUCCAAGAUUUGUGUUUGCUUACCAGAGAAAGGUAUAUCUGCUUUAGAUGCAGCAGGAAAGCCUUUUUUUGAUCCUGAUACGACACACAUCCUCAUCAAUGAACUAAAGAGUCUAAUCAAAGUGAAUGAAGAUAGGCAGAUCAAGAUUCUACCUUACCAUAUAAAUGAUCCCGAAUUUGCAAAUGAAUUAGUGGACUCGUUCUUGAAGAUUUUUAAGUGUGUCAAAGGCCAUAAUCAUCAUCAAGCUGUUUCCAAACCUGAUGAAGACCUUAAGAUAGGUAACUCUGGUUCCGGAACGAAGCCCCAGGACAGUGGAGUUAUUUCUUACAGCUUGAGUGACUUUCCUAAUGCAAAACCAGAAACCUUGCAAAGAACACAGACAAUACUUCAGCAACUUAAAAAUCAAAUAAAGGCAGGGAAACCUAUCAUAGGGGCCGGUGCUGGGACUGGCAUAUCUGCAAAGUUUGAGGAAGCUGGUGGCGUGGAUCUGAUAGUCUUGUACAACUCUGGGCGCUUUCGUAUGGCAGGAAGGGGUUCUCUAGCUGGAUUAUUACCUUUCGCUGAUGCAAACGCUAUAGUGCUUGACAUGGCUAAUGAAGUUUUACCUGUGGUAAAAGAAGUACCAGUGCUGGCUGGAGUAUGUGGAACUGAUCCUUUCCGUAGGAUGGAUUACUUCCUGAAGCAGCUAGAGUCCAUUGGGUUUUCUGGAGUGCAGAAUUUUCCAACUGUUGGUCUUUUUGAUGGUAACUUUAGACAGAAUCUGGAAGAAACUGGAAUGGGUUAUAGCCUGGAGGUUGAGAUGAUUGGAAAAGCUCAUAAAAUGGGAUUCUUGACGACCCCUUAUGCUUUUAACAAAGAAGAAUCUGAUGCAAUGGCUAAAGCUGGGGCUUCUAUCAUAGUUGCUCAUAUGGGUUUAACAACAUCUGGGUCAAUUGGUGCAAAAACGUCAGUCUCGCUAGAGGAAAGUGUAUCUCGUGUACAAGCGAUUGCUGAUGCUGCUCAUAGAAUCAAUCCUGGCACUAUCGUGCUCUGUCAUGGAGGUCCUAUAUCUGGUCCUGAAGAAGCAGAAUUCAUACUGAAAAGAACCACUGGAGUUCAUGGGUUUUAUGGUGCAUCAAGUUUGGAGAGGCUACCAGUUGAACAAGCUAUAAAAACCACUGUUCAGAGAUACAAAGCAAUUUCCAUGAAUUGAAUUUUUCCAAACAUAUUCUCUGAGAAGAUUGCCAUAUAUGUCAACAACAACCGUGGCCAUGAAGCGCAUUGAGAUAUCAAGCAUGAUCAUGUCGAAUAUUGCGUUAGGGGCACCCUAAUAGUUUGGUAGUGAAUAUGUGGUUCUUGUUGAAUAGUUUGUGAUAUUUGCUUAAGAUCCCAUCUGUAGAAUGGAUUUCAGAUAUGUCAUGAAAUCAUGUUGUGGAGAUUGACAAGUUAGGCCAACUAGAAGAUAUCUCAAGUUAGGUGGCCUUCCUGAAUGAUAAUACAGGCAAGUAUGGAUGUAUAAUGUAUGUGCACAAUGCAGGAAAUAACAGGAUGAAAACUGUUGAGGAUACCAAAGAGAAAGAGAGCCGGCGGCUUUAGCUUUGCUUGUACUUUCCACGUGGUGGUGCUUAUAUUUCACGAAAAUGCAAUAAUUCCGUUGCUCGAUUACUUAUUUGCACCGGAAUGUAUUUGGAAUGUUUCGCACUUUGACUGGACGCAAGCCACUACAGCUAUACUACACUUGUCGUAAAUUUAUUGUGGCCUUC